Xenopus laevis (African clawed frog) is the source of this 976-nucleotide messenger RNA. RefSeq names its product proteasome (prosome, macropain) assembly chaperone 1 L homeolog (gene psmg1.L). Gene Ontology annotation, molecular function: proteasome binding. The record is from RefSeq and is marked provisional. Lineage: Eukaryota; Metazoa; Chordata; Amphibia; Anura; Pipidae. Gene Ontology annotation, cellular component: endoplasmic reticulum; cytoplasm. Gene Ontology annotation, biological process: proteasome assembly; proteasome core complex assembly.
CUGCUGCUGAGCAAAUGGCCACGUUCUUCGGGGAAGUGCAGUCCGUGUUCUCCAGAGCUGUGGAUGAGGAGGAAGAGGAUGAAGACGACGACGAGGAGGUAGAAGAAGAAGACAGAGAGAUCAUUGCGGAGCUGGAGAGGAAGAGGGAGGUGCGUGUGACAUGGAACCCUGAGCUCACAGCAGCCAUUGAAAGCUCUCCUGGCAAAAGGCUCCCCUGCUCCAGUGUCAUCUUGUCUGUCGGUGACAAUGCAACAGGGUUUGUAUCUUCCUAUAUACUGAGCUCUGGCAGUUGGGAAGUGGCUGGAUCUGUCACACUGUGGAACGAGAGAUGCAGAGACUGCAACGUCAGAAAAGAUUUUCUCCCUGCUCCCUCUUCUUGUACCUUUUACAGGUCCAUUACAGACCCCACGGUCCUGCUGUGCCAGUGCAACUGUCAUGUGGCAGAAGACCAGCUGUUCCAGUGGUGCGAGAAGGUAUUUGGCUCACUGGAAAAGAGCAGCCUAAAAGUAACGGUCCUUUCUACCUGCCCGGUUUCUGAAUAUAAAACCCCAGAGUCCACGUACAGUCUCCCUGUUCCCUUCUUGAAAGCACUGAGGACUAGCGAGUACAGAGAGGAGGUGCCGUGCCCCCUGCUGGAACAGCCCAAUAUAGUGGAUGGGCUUCCUGCUGCAGUGCUGUCCCAUUGUCAGGUAUUGGGAAUCCCCGCUGUCUUCUACCGGUGCUACACGGAUAUCUCCAAACUGGAUUCUGUCACUAUUAAGGCUUUCCGACCCCUCCUAUCCAGUGGAAGCCUGAGCCGAUUGGCUGCGGACUCUGCAAAUAUCCAAGAAACUCUGAGAAAGACGGUGAAAUUGAACGAGAUUCAGAGUAACCUUUACAUCUAGCCCUGUCCAUCGCUCCCUUUGUAUCGGGCUCAAACUAUGUUUUUUGCUAUUGUAUUAAUGAGAAGUGUAAAAAAUACUUUAUCUGUUUGUAA